This is a messenger RNA of Sphaerulina musiva SO2202, 676 nucleotides long. RefSeq lists its product as uncharacterized. The coding region runs from base 96 to 410 and encodes 104 amino acids. NCBI's taxonomy places the organism in Eukaryota, Fungi, Ascomycota, Dothideomycetes, Mycosphaerellales, Mycosphaerellaceae. The transcript has a single exon. The record is from RefSeq and is a predicted model, not a curated record.
GCGGAGCAGAAUCGCGCACCAACGUUGCCAAACUCGACUCGCCCACCCAACGCACCAGAACGACCUCCUAUUCUCGCUCUCUAUAUAGUUCUCACAUGGCGCGAGCGAGACCCGAUGCUACUAACCUCAGGGACUACUCCUUUACGUCGUCCCCGUACACAGUGCUGCUUCUCACUUCUACCAUGACGAAAUCGCUACCCACGGUACCUAACUUACUGUACAGCGACCGGACAAACCAUCCUCGCGGCCAAGCUGCCCUUCAUCCGCGCCAGCCGAUUGUCGCCGCUAGAAACGCGUUUGGAAAAACCACCGCAAAGUCAGCGCAAAGGGCCUUGAUUCUGGUGCCAUCAAUAUCCUUUGGACGGCAAUUUCGCGGCUCUGACGAGCAUGUUUACAUUUAUUCGUGGUAGCAAGCAGUAGCGGAGCUGGUCUACAGGAUGGGACUCUCACAAAUACCGCCGUAGUGGUGUGGUCGCCCACCGACAGUCAAGAGGCAGCACUGGCAUCGCUCAGCCGGGUACAUUUUGUAUGGUAGCAACCUCUAUGAGAGCGGAUAAGAUUCGAACAUUGAAGCGUGAGCUCUGCCAGAGGAACUCGUCAGCACUGUUCAAUGAUUGCGCAACGAAUGUGAGCAAUGGGUCGAUGCGAUGCGCUCGACCAGUCACGCGAACUCCUA